AUGUUUGGAAGAAAGCAUCUAAUUGAAAUAUAUCACUGGUUUGAUUGUCCAACUGGACCACCAGGACCUGCUGGAGGACCGGGGCCAAAAGGACCACCAGGACCACCAGGAGGAAGCGGAGAACCGGGACCGGCUGGCCGUGGAGGACCACGCGGACCACCAGGAGAAGCCGGAGAAGAUGGAGGACCAGGAAAACUGGGACAACCUGGACAGACGAGAACUCUUCCAUCGCCACCAGGAGAGCCAGGACAACCAGGAGAGCCAGCGAAACGAACUGUUUGUUUUGAGCACGGAAGAAAACCAACGUGCUAA
This is a messenger RNA of Caenorhabditis bovis, 312 nucleotides long. Lineage: Eukaryota; Metazoa; Nematoda; Chromadorea; Rhabditida; Rhabditidae. The record is from the annotation of a GenBank genome assembly.